UUAUUUUUAUCUCAUAAAAAGGUUGGGAAUAAGUUUGCCCUAUGUAUGAACAAACUUAGCUCCAACCGCUUAAAAACCUUUGCUGCUGCAGAUCAACGAAAUAUCAUUCCAAACAUUCUUAUCCUAUUUUUUGUUUCGAGCAUCAUAGCAUUAUGUUAUUAUAUUUUUAUUCAGAUAUUCGUUUUCAUAAAAUGAGCUGAGUAGGAGAUGGCAGAGUUUCCAGGAUAUAUUCGUUACUGCUUGAACACAGGGAAACUUCUCCUUUUAGCAGUUUUGGUCUCUGGAGGAGUUGUCUUGCACAUUUUGGCAUGUGCAUUAUAUAAAAAUUGGUGGCCAAUGCUAACUGUUAUAACAUAUGUGAUUCUUCCAGUACCUUUGCUCUUCUUUGCGGGAUCUGAACGUUCUUCUGUAUUUUCUGAAUCAGAUAACACCUGGGUGAAUGCAACCAAGUUCAUAAGUGGGGUAUCAGCUGUUGGAAGCAUUGCCAUUCCAGCCAUAUUAAAGCAUGCUGGUGUUAUCAGUUGGGGAGCACUUGCUAUGGAACUCUCUUCAUUCUUUGUGUUUGUAUCUGCCAUAAUGUUUUUCAUAAGGAUGAACGAUGAAGAUGAUUAUAGUAUUCUUUGAAGUGAGGGCAUGAAGGCUUGCUUCUUCCUCUAAAAAAAAAGACCUCAAAGUUAGAGGACCAGAAUUGGAAGGUUUUUCAUCCAAAGCAAUCUGAUUGUAUCAUGAGUAAACUUUCUUCACGUUAGACGUUCGUGCAUUUUAUCAAAUGCAUCUUGUGAUAUACA
Molecule: messenger RNA, 788 nt
Organism: Vigna angularis (adzuki bean)
Lineage: Eukaryota; Viridiplantae; Streptophyta; Magnoliopsida; Fabales; Fabaceae
Product: vacuolar protein sorting-associated protein 55 homolog
Exons: 5
Coding region: 208-624 (138 amino acids)
Biological process (GO): late endosome to vacuole transport via multivesicular body sorting pathway
Cellular component (GO): endosome
Source: RefSeq, a predicted model, not a curated record